Molecule: messenger RNA, 2511 nt
Organism: Pseudophryne corroboree (corroboree frog)
Lineage: Eukaryota; Metazoa; Chordata; Amphibia; Anura; Myobatrachidae
Product: ly6/PLAUR domain-containing protein 2-like
Exons: 3
Coding region: 71-472 (133 amino acids)
Source: RefSeq, a predicted model, not a curated record
GUCACAGGAGCAGAGGACCUGUCCUACUCCGCUCGCACCCAGGGGAGAUUACAGACAAUCCUCAGUCAGAAUGAAGUCAGCCAUCAUCGCUGCUGUGAGCCUGGCUCUGUGCCUGCAUCUAGGGUAUUCAAGAAUCUGCUACUAUUGCCCGACUGACACAGCCACCUCUGAAUGUACGGACACGAAGAACUGCCUGGGCGAUAACAUGGUGUGUAAGACAGUAGUAGAGAGCGACAAUGUAGGUUUUCCUUUUGAUGGGACUGAAAUAGUGAAACGUUUCUGCGCUACAAAUACGACCUGCUUACCGAGCGACACUGACGGAUUUGGAAUCGAUAAGCCUGUCUUUUGCUGUAACGUCGACUACUGCAACAGCCAAGGCCUAUUCGCCAAUAGCUCGGCGGUACUGACCCGACCGGAAAUCGGGAAGGGUGCUAUAGGAAUCUCAGUGGCCCUGGUCUUAGUAAGACUCUGAAGGAAACCUCCGCACAGUCAGCUCUGUGUCUUUAAGAACGUCCUUACAAAGACUACAAACAACCAUCACACUUGUCUUUAUAUCAUUCUGUCAAGAUACAACAAUGCUGGAAUAAGCUGAUGACGGGACUGCUCUCGCCCAUGCAAACUGCUGUUAUCAGUCUACAACAUACAUUACUAUAUGGAUACUAAGAAACAUUCAGUUCUGUGCGUUGCCUACAGUGUAACAGGACCUGUGACUGUCGGACUGCGGUGUUCCCCUGUAAUGUAUUCCACGGGCAGCCUACGGAUCUUCUAAGUCAUGGAUUUGCCACAUCUGUGUAACAUAUGUAAUAAUUUUUCCAUAUAGAGGCCCAGAUUAAAGUACCAACCAAUCAGCUCCUAACUGUCAUUUUUUAAACACAGCCUGUAACAUGGCAGUUAGGAGCUGAUUGGUUGGUACUUUUUCACCGUGCAAUUUAUCACUCUCCAAGGCUUGAUAAAUGGUGGCCACAUUCUACACUUCAUGUCUGUUACAUUCUUCUCUGGGAGGUCCUCUCCAACAGCCAUUGUCCCCGCCUCUACAUUUUAUAGUACUCAAUAUAUUCAUUUGCAUUUACUAAUUACUCAGUGUAUUCAACCUAGGCCUAUACCAGGCUGAUAACUGUCUCUAGAUGGAAUUAAAUGGUCACCUGGAACAACCGAGCUGCAAUGUUAGGGGUGCCGAUAGAUUUAUAAUUUUGUGUAAAAAUACUUCCCAACCAUCCCAAUUUCAGCGGGAGAGUCCCGUUGUUCGUGCACCAUCCUGCUCUCCCAUCCAUGUGCCGCAGUGUCUUGCGGACAAGUGGGAUGCUGGGAGACACUUUGCCACAUCGUUGAUCUAGCUGCAGACUGUGCAGAACGAUGGCUAGAGGAGUCUGGGGGAUAUGCCUAGAGCCUAGAGGAGUCUGGGAGAUAUGCCUAGAGGAGUCUGGGGGAUAACCAGUAUUUUAUUUAACGUAACUCAUUAAACCCCCUACUAGAAGCAUAAUUUCCGUCUCACAUCGGUGAGAUGCUAAAACUCUCGCACCCACAUAAGAGUGGCUGCAUCUCCCGAUGAGGAGGUUAUACAGGGAACUUGCAUUGCCGUAUAGAGGGGUGGUGGUGGGGGGCUAAAAGAGACAAAUCCGCAUCAUUUAGCGCCCUAUCACCUCACCUGUGACUGUAGGUGUAUCAUCCAGCAGUGACAUAGUAAGUUAUACUGCUGUAUACUGUGACAGCGGGUAUACAGGAAAUCCUCAGCCAGCAGUGACAUAGUAAGUUAUACUGCUGUAUACUGUGACAGCAGGUAUACAGGAAAUCCUCAGCCAGCAGUGACAUAGUAAGUUAUACUGCUGUAUUCUGUGACGGCGGGUAUACAGGAAAUCCUCAGCCAGCAGUGACAUACAGUAGUAAGUGAUACUGCUGUAUACUGUGACUAUGAGUAUACAGGAACUCACCAGCCAUAGUAAGUGACACUGCUGUAUACUGUGACUGCAGGUAUACAGGAACUCCCCAGCCAGCAGUCGCGACUAACUGUUGGCUGGUGCUAUAUAUUACUGUGCAGGGAGCAGACUUCAGGGCUGUCACACAAUAGCAAUUUUGAACUAAUCUAAAAAACCUUUGCAAGAACUGAAGGGUUGGGUUUGGGUGACCGGCGGUUGGGAGAGCGCCAGUCACCAUACCGACGCCAGUAUCCCGGGUUUUAGAUAGCAGGCGGCGGGGGGAGAGCAACAAAGCCCCUUGCAGGCUCUCUGCGCUCACCACGGGUUCUAUUCCCACUUUCCCGACCGCCGGUCACAUAAUCGCACCCCGAACUGACGCAACACAAUGUAUAUUUAUAUAUAAUGUGCUACAGUAUUGCCCCAUAUGUGACAUGUGACUUUACAUAGCACUUUAAUGUAUCUAUAGGGACCUUGAAUGGAACUGCCUGUUAAUGUAUGUAUACAGUAUUUCUAAACACUUUUGUUAUAUAAAAUAUAAAACCUGAUAAACUGCACCUGUGUUAGUGAUAAUGUAACAAUGUAAUGCAAUAAAUCUAUU